This is a messenger RNA of Corylus avellana, 1773 nucleotides long. Lineage: Eukaryota; Viridiplantae; Streptophyta; Magnoliopsida; Fagales; Betulaceae. The record is from RefSeq and is a predicted model, not a curated record.
AUGGAAAAGAAGAAAGAGCUCUUUUCAGACCAAAGGGAAAGAGUCAUCCCCCAACAUAUUCCGGCAAGGAGACCAAAGGGCGGCUUCAAAACCAUACCAUUCAUAAUAGGAAAUGAGGCAUUCGAGAGGGUAGCAAGCAUAGGGCUGGCGCCAAACAUGAUAACUUACUUGAUGAGAGAGUACAAUAUAGGAUUGGCCCAAGUGACCAACCUACUCUUUUUCUGGUCAGCUGCCUCCAAUUUCAUGCCUGUCUUGGGGGCUUUCCUCUCUGAUUCAUAUUUGGGUCGCUUCCAAGCCAUUGCCUACGGUUCAAUUGCCUCUUUCCUGGGAAUGAUACUUUUGUGGUUGACAACCACAAUUCCACAAGCAAGGCCUCCCUGGUGCAACCGACGAAUCGAAAGCUGCAAAAGUCCGACAGCAGGGCAAAUGAGUCUUCUGAUGUCGUCCUUUGCCCUUAUGUCCAUUGGAGCUGGUGGAACCAGGCCAUGCUGCUUACCAUUUGGAGCAGAUCAGUUAGACAGGGGAGACAAAUAUCCCAAAAAUCAGAGGGUUUUGGACAGUUUCUUUGGCUGGUAUUAUGCCUCUUCAGCACUCUCUAUCAUGAUUGCCCUAACAGGAAUCGUCUAUAUUCAACUUCAUUUUGGAUGGAAAGUGGGUUUUGGAGUUCCUGUUAUUCUUAUGCUCUUCUCCAUCUUCUUGUUUCUCCUUGCUUCACCCUUUUAUGUGAAGCACAAACCCACCAAGAGCUUGUUUACUAGUUUAGCUCAAGUUCUUGUGGCUGCUCUUAGAAAAAGAAAACUCCCACUACGCCCUAUGGAAUCACACAGGUGGUACCAUCACUCUGACUCCAAGCUUGUCGCCCCAACCAAAAAAUUAUGGUUUUUAAAUAGAGCGUGCAUGAUUAGAAAUGAUGAAGAAGAUCAGGUAGCCGCAGCAGAUGCAUCAGCUUCAGAUCCUUGGAGUCUUUGCACAACAGAUCAAGUGGAAGAGCUAAAAGCACUUGUGAAGGUGAUUCCAUUGUGGUCUACAGGAAUCAUGCUGUCAACAACCCUAAGCCAAAGCUCAUUCCCAUUGCUCCAAGCCAACUCCAUGGAUAGACACAUCACUCCAACCUCAACCUUCCAAAUCCCAGCAGCCUCUUUUGCAAUGUUUGCUGUCAUAGCCCUCACAACUUGGGUUGCUCUCUACGACCGACUAAUCAUUCCCUUGGCUUCAAAGCUCAAAGGGAAACCAGUGCGGCUUGAUGCAAAGAAAAGGAUGGGAAUUGGGAUAUUCCUCUCUUGCAUGGCCAUGAUAGUUUCAGCAAUAGUUGAGCAUAUUCGACGCAGAGAAGCAAUCAAAGAAGGGGCUCUGAGCAGUGAAGAUGCAGUGCUGGAGAUGUCUGCAUUGUGGCUUAUACCACAAUAUUCCUUGAUAGGGUUAGCAGAAGCCUUCAAUGCAGUAGGGCAAAUAGAGUUUUAUUACACAGAGUUCCCUAAGAGUAUGUCAAGCAUUGCCACGGCUCUCUUUGGGCUGGGAAUGGCUUUUGGGAACUUGUUAGCAAGUGUUGUACUGAGCACUGUUGAUCACUUAACUUCAAGAGGAGGAAAAGAGAGCUGGGUUAACUCCAGGAGCAUUAACAGGGCUCGCUAUGACAAUUACUAUUGUCUUCUUGCUGUUCUGAGCUUUCUCAAUUUGCUUUACUUUCUGCUUUGUAGUUGGAGUUAUGGACCUCUUGUUGAACAAGUGACAAAGCCUAAGGAUGAAGAGAUUGGCUCAGAGGCAAUUGGUUAA